GAAUUUGAAGUUUUCUGCUUGUAUCUCAAACUCUUCUAAUUUGUACAUCAAGCCGGUGCAAUCAAAGAGAGGCAACAAGGUCAGGGUGAACUAGGUUAUAGCCUUAUACAUUGUAUUUUAUUCAGCAAAUUACUCAUACUUUCAAGGGUGUAGUGAAAUAUGGCAACUAAGCAAGUCUGCCCUCCAAGAGAAGAAGAUGGAUGUGCACUCAAGGCUCAUGAGAAAAUAUAAGCAAGUUCCUCAAUGGUGGUUCAUGUGCCUACUUUUGGUUAACAUUGUGGCUACCAUAUAUGCCUUCCAGUUCUACAAUGAUCAACUCCAAUUGCCAUGGUGGGGCAUCUUGCUUGCAUGUAGUCUUGCCUUAUUUUUCACUCUUCCUGUUGGUGUCAUCACUGCCACAACAAAUCAGACGCCAACCUUGAAUGUAAUCUCAGAGUAUAUUAUCGGGUAUUUGUAUCCAGGAUAUCCUGUUGCCAACAUAUGCUUUAAAGUGUAUGGGUACAUAAGUUUGAAACAGGGGAUCGCCUUUCUGCAAGACUUCAAGCUUGGUCAUUACAUGAAGAUUCCUCCAAGAGCAAUGUUCAUGGCACAGGUCUUGGGUACAAUAAUAGCAGCAUUUGCGCAUUUGGGAACAGCUUGGUGGCUAAUGGACAACAUUCCAAACAUAUGCGAUAGGGCAUUACUUCCAUCAGAUAGCCCAUGGACUUGCCCUUCUGAUCAUGUAUUCUACGAUGCUUCUGUCAUCUGGGGUCUAAUUGGGCCUCAAAGAAUUUUUGGAGAUCUUGGCUACUACUCUGGCAUUAACUGGUUUUUCUUAGUUGGUGCGAUAGCUCCUGUCCUAGUUUGGUUGGCACACAAAGCCUUACCAGAUAGGCAAUGGAUUAGGCUUAUCACUAUUCCUGUGCUCUUAGGGGCAAUAAUUGAAAUGCCCCCAGCCACCGCUGUCAACUACACCAGUUGGAUUCUUAUUGCUUUCGCCUCAGGCUUUAUUGCUUACAGGUACUAUCGCAACUUGUGGAGUCGUUACAAUUAUGUGCUCUCUGGGGCACUUGAUGCUGGAUUAGCCUUCAUGGGAGUACUACUAUACUUGUUUUUGGGGAUGGAAAAUGUUAGCCUCAAUUGGUGGGGUAGUGACUCAGAUGGAUGUCCAUUGGCUUCUUGUCCAACAGAGCAAGGAGUCGUAAUCAAUGGCUGUCCAGUCCUCUAAGCAAAGCAUUUGGAUUUAUUGUAUGUUGAAUGGGAAAAAAAAAUGAAAAAUGAAAAAGAAGAAAAGAUAUUGUAUUCCUUCUCUUUUCGAUUCUUCAUCGUCGUAUAUUUGUAAAGCAACUGUAUAAUAAUGAAUCAAUGAUGUUGGAAAUACUUUAUUGUUAACCAAUAUGAAAAUUCUUUUA
Quercus lobata is the source of this 1391-nucleotide messenger RNA. Its product is annotated as oligopeptide transporter 7-like. NCBI's taxonomy places the organism in Eukaryota, Viridiplantae, Streptophyta, Magnoliopsida, Fagales, Fagaceae. The coding region runs from base 197 to 1207 and encodes 336 amino acids. Gene Ontology annotation, biological process: transmembrane transport. Gene Ontology annotation, molecular function: oligopeptide transmembrane transporter activity. The record is from RefSeq and is a predicted model, not a curated record. The transcript is spliced from 3 exons.